Messenger RNA from Brassica rapa (field mustard), 2542 nucleotides. RefSeq names its product protein SMALL AUXIN UP-REGULATED RNA 10. The record is from RefSeq and is a predicted model, not a curated record. Gene Ontology annotation, biological process: response to auxin. Lineage: Eukaryota; Viridiplantae; Streptophyta; Magnoliopsida; Brassicales; Brassicaceae.
CCCGUAAUAAUAAAAUUUUGUUACAUUUUUGACAUUGAUUAAGUAUAAUUUAUUGUUUAUCCAGAUUAUAGGAAACAUUUUUUAAAUAAAUAAACAUAAUUUGUUAAACUAUAAAAUGCAUUAAUUAAACUAUAAAAGACAAGAAUACUAAAAGGUAGGAAAAUUUAUUACUUCAGUGGCAUUCAAAUGUAAAUAAUUUUGAAAACUAAGAGGCAAUUUAUAUUGGUACUUCUCUUUUAAUAAUAGAGAUGAUGUUUUAGAAGAAGUGUUUUGUUUCAAUUUACAUAAAAUUUUAAAAUUUUAAAAUUAUUUUUAACUUUAUUGGAAACAGUUCAAGCAAUUAAAUUUUACUGUCUUUUUUUAUAAUUGGUUAAAUGAUUUAAAAUUAUAUUUUUAAAAAUGCUUUUAUUUUUAAAUGUAACUUUUUUAAUCUUUGUUCACUAAGUUAAAAAUAUUAUGGAUCUGAUGGAAUAUGUUCUUAAACGACAUUGGUGAUCGAUCCACUUAAACCAAAAAAAUAUAAAACCACGGAACUACAAUUUUUUUGUGUUGAUUUAUUCCAUAUUAAUUUGUAGAUAAAUAAAAAGAAAUGAAAAAUAAUGGGCAUUAAAGUGUUGGCUGGCCACUCUAAUUGUAGGAAAAGACAUGUGAUUUUGCAAGUACGUACUUCGGUUCACGCCUCACGUAUACUUCGUCCGUAAUCCUUUUCCAAUGUAAUCAAUUUAUGGCAAAACGGGUAUAUUAUAUAUUAACGGCCACACUAUAUUUUAUAUUUACAUAUUAGUUGUAAUAAACUUGGAAGUUUCAGUAGAGACAAAAUCUGAAGAAGAGUGUCUAUUAAGUGAAGAGGAAACCGGUACCACUUGAAUUAAUUUGUAGCGUUGUGUCUAGAAAAAAAUAUACAAGACGGAGACAAUGUAGGGCACUGUUAUAGUCCCUACCUUAUUUAUAAGACUUUCAAAAAAACUUGUAUGCAUGCAUAUACAUUCACAUAUUCCCCUCUAUUUAUCUUAUGGUUUUGUCUUCAAAUUUUCCCUUUUUUCCUACAUCCCACAUGAUAGUUUCUUUAUAAAGUUACAUAAAUAAGAAUUUCAUUUUCUGUGUUUUCUUUGUUAAAUUUAUGUAGUGUUAAAGGAAAAUUGAUUAUUCCUCAGUUCAGUUAUCAAUUGAUGCAGAAAGAAAAUAAUACUAUUGGUUAUUCUGGGGCAUAUACAUUGACCUUGCAAAACAAUAAUAAAUUAAUAAUCAGAAACUAGAGUGAGUAAAAAACAAGUGUUUGGAUUGUUUUUUUUCUUGGCUAAAAGGUGGUUAGAUUUUAAUGAGAAUAAACUAUAAAUAUUAUAUUUUACCAAUAAAACAAAUAUUCUGAUGAUACUUUAGAUUUAUAUUUUACGCGGAUUGUACAGGAUUACGCGGGGUUCAUGGUUUGCAUUGACAUGAAUAUAAGAUUGAUCACCAAGGAAAACAUUUCAUGUGUUUCUGCAUGAAUUAGUCGUUGUUAUGUAUAUAAUACAUAUAACCUAGUCACAAAUCCUCUAAAAGUCAUGCGUAAACCUAAAAAAUCUAUGUAAAAAGAAAAAAUAUCUACGAGUAUAUGAUUUUUCUUAUAAAUUUAAUAAUCUCUUCCCGUUUCUCUCUCUCCUUGUGCCCUUAUAUACCCCUCCAUACCCACCCACCACCUUCACAUCCACACCUUUCUUAAAACAGACCAAACUCUCUCUUCUCUCUCUAGACAAGUUAGGUUUCAAUAAGCUCAAAUCAUGGCGUUAAAGAAGUCUAACAAAGUGGCAGCGUCUCAAGCAGCAUCUCUAAAGAAAAUCUUGAAGAGAUGCUCAAGUCUUGGAAAGAAGAAUCAAAGUAACUGCUACUUCAACGACGUGCCAAAGGGUCACUUCCCGGUCUACGUUGGUCAGCAACGUAGUCGCUACGUGGUCCCAAUCUCAUGGCUAGAUCAUCCUGAGUUUCAGACACUCCUCCAACUGGCUGAGGAAGAGUUUGGAUUCGAGCACGACAUGGGUCUCACUAUCCCUUGUGACGAAGUUGUCUUUCAAUCACUCAUCUCCAUGUUCAGAUAGAACUCGAGAUUAUGAUCCUUAUUAAGAUUCUUAAGGGUUUGAUCACAUUGCCACACUCAAGACUCGAAGAUAAAAACAUUAAACUUAUUACUAAGAAACUAUAGAAACAAGAAGCAAGAAAUAAGGAAUAUAUAACUAUAUCUUUAGUUUUUCUUCUUUGCUAAGAAGACAGAAUCAAAUGGCGGGCAUUGCGUCAAGCAUCGACUCAAGAUUUGUGGCUAUAUUAAUACAUCUAACAGUUUUUAUAUAACCACUCUCUUGGGAUUUAUUUUUUCUUAUGAAUGUUUUUUUGGGGUCAUGUCUAUUUAUUUUGAAUUUUGUAUAUUAGUUUUCGUGGGCGACUUUUCCCUUAAGUCAACGUGUAAUGUUGACCGUUGGUUCUUGAGAGGAAUAGCUAGUUUGUUUGUAUUAAUUCUGAAUCAAUAAUUUUUAUUUUUUUGUUUAUCAUAUAGACAUAUAUACUAUUA